Molecule: messenger RNA, 1466 nt
Organism: Daphnia pulicaria
Lineage: Eukaryota; Metazoa; Arthropoda; Branchiopoda; Diplostraca; Daphniidae
Product: drebrin-like protein
Exons: 5
Coding region: 190-1191 (333 amino acids)
Cellular component (GO): chitin-based extracellular matrix
Molecular function (GO): structural constituent of chitin-based larval cuticle
Source: RefSeq, a predicted model, not a curated record
GUAUAAAAGAAAGUGGAUAAUGCCUACGCCGAGGCAGUCUCGUUUGGAGCCACUUUCAUUGCGCAUCAUCAUCUUCUGAUCUCUUCCACCCUGUACCACCACCACCCCCAUCCAGCAGCGGCACUUGAUCCAGCGCGACAACAACCAGAAAGAAGAAGAAGAAGCGGACAGCCCGUCGUUUAGACAAACAUGCAUUUUCGCGUUGUAGUAGUGUCAGUUGCUCUGGUUCUCCUGCUGGCCAUCACGUCCUCCGAGGCACAGUUUCAGCAACAAGAGCCACUGGAAUCAGGAGCCAUCGAUCCGGCUCAGCAGCAGCAGCAGGUAGCGCCGGAAGUCAAACCGCACGUUUCCAUCCUCAAGCAAAUCAACCAAAUCAACAAAGAUGGAUCGUACACUUAUGGUUUCGAGGCUUCGGACGGCAGUUUCCGAGUCGAGACCCGUGACGUCAACGGCCAUGUCAAGGGAAGAUACGGUUACAUUGAUGAAUUUGGCGAAGUGAAAGCGGUCGCCUACGAGUCGGGCACCAAGCAAGGAUUUGCGCCGAGAGGCCAGCACUUACCUGUACUCCCACGUCCGUCAAAGAGUGGCGGAAACAUCGGAGAAGAUGACGAGUUCGGUACAGACGAGGAUUGGAACAGCGUGGACGCUGAUCAGGACGGACAACCGGAUCCUCCUCGUCCAAAGGAUCAGAGACCAGUCGUCACUACCAAAGCCCCACGCGUGACACCACCCCCACAGGCUCGCCCAGCAGCACCGCCGGCCCGUCUCGAGCGACCUGAGCCUCCAGUUUUCAUUCCUGCCGAACCCGCCCCUGAACCGGAACGUCCAGCAGGUCGCCCAGCUUUUGUCGAAGCAGCCCCUCAACAAGAGCGUCCAGCUCCUCGUCCAGCUUUGAUCCCCGUCGAGGAAGUUCCCCGAUCGUUCCGUCCGUUCCAGCCAUUCCAGCAGCAACCGCCGCCUCAGUUUCAAUUCCAACAGCCGCAACAAUUCCAACUCCAGCCGCAGCAGUUCCGAUUCCAGCCGCCGCAACAGUUCCGCGACGACCGCGCGGAAGAGCAACAGCAGCAGUUCGUCGGUCCCAUCUUCCCACCUCAGUUCCGUUCCAUCCCGCCGGGAUUCCCUCAGCAGCGCAGUUUCAGUCCCGUUCCUUUCCCCUUCCAACAGCAGCCCCAGCCAACCAUCAGGGAGUAGAGGGCCCACACAAAAACAACUAAAUCAAAAUUUGAUGUCUUCAAUCCACAUUUCCCUCUUAAAUAACAUCGAAGGCGAGUAAAUCAUUCAAGACUUUUUUCUUCCCCAAAUGUACCUAAAAGUUUCAUUUCCGCCUCGUGAUUUUUACAUUCCUCACCCACUCCCGAAAUCGUACGCAACCUCAAUCCUUAUUCUGCCAGUGCGAGCAAUUACUACCAGUAUUAUAAAGUGAUGAAAUGGAGAAAUAUAAAAUAUAUCAUUUAGAUUUUAUGAAA